Molecule: messenger RNA, 2084 nt
Organism: Juglans regia (Persian walnut)
Lineage: Eukaryota; Viridiplantae; Streptophyta; Magnoliopsida; Fagales; Juglandaceae
Product: probable galacturonosyltransferase 9
Exons: 3
Coding region: 221-1909 (562 amino acids)
Molecular function (GO): polygalacturonate 4-alpha-galacturonosyltransferase activity
Source: RefSeq, a predicted model, not a curated record
GUUGAAGCUCAUAAUGGUCCACCCCACAGUGCCCCACACUCGAAUUGUUUAUUCAACGAACACCCCCAUCUUCGAUCAAUGUCAUAAAGAAUCCACCCAAAAUCGAUUUCUUUUCGACGCUUUCUCUUCCAAUCCUAGAUCUGGCGCACUGUCAACAGCAUUUGGUCUAACUUUAUAGAUUUCAUUCCGAUUGAGGCUCAAAGAAGAGAUCUUUGAUCCGAUGGCGGUCGCUGUCCGAGGAAGCCGGAGCGGUGGGGGAUCGGGUAUCGGUGGAUUGAGCUUCCGGAGUUUCUUCUCGUACCGGAUCUUCGUUUCCGCCAUGUUCUCCCUCCUCUUCAUCGCCACACUCUCCGUUCUCCUCACCACCAAUCCCUCCACUCCUCAGCACGACUCUACACUUCCGACAACUGGGAAUGCGUACGUACAUCGAACAUUUUUGGCAUUGAAAUCCGACCCACUUAAAACGAAAUUGGAUUUGAUACAUAAGCAAGCGAGUGAUCACAUUACGCUUGUGAAUGCGUACGCUGCCUAUGCGAGGAAGCUUAAGCUUGAGAUUUCUAGGCAGUUGAGGAUGUUUGAUGAUCUAGCGCAGACUUUCUCGGAUCUACAGAUGAAGCCCACUUACCGGGCAUCGUUGUUUGAGUCUGACGGUCCAGUGGAUGAGGAUAUUUUGAGGCAAUUUGAAAAGGAGGUGAAGGAUAGAGUUAAGACUGCACGGUUGAUGAUUGCAGAGGCGAAGGAGAAUUAUGAUAAUCAGUUAAAGAUACAAAAGUUGAAGGAUACAAUCUUUGCUGUUAAUGAGUUGCUUAUUAAGGCGAAAAAGAAUGGGGCAUCUGCAAGCUUGAUUUCUGCAAAGUCGAUUCCAAAGAGCUUGCAUUGUUUGGCAAUGAGGCUUGUAGAGGAGAGGAUUUCUCACCCUGAGAAGUAUAGGGAGGAGGUGUCUAAGCCAGAGUUUGAGGACCCGAGUUUGUAUCAUUAUGCCAUAUUUUCUGAUAAUGUGAUUGCAGUAUCUGUGGUAGUAAGAUCUGUGGUAAAGAAUGCACAGGAGCCUUGGAAACAUGUUUUCCAUGUUGUUACGGACAGGAUGAAUCUUGCGGCAAUGAAAGUUUGGUUUAAGAUGAGGCCAGUGGAAGGAGGUGCCCAUGUGGAGGUGAAGGCGGUAGAGGAUUAUACUUUCUUGAAUUCUUCAUAUGUGCCAGUAUUGAGGCAAUUCGAAUCAUCAAAGUUGCAGAGGUCUUACUUUGAGAAUCAGGCAGAGAAUGCUACUAAGGAAGCUAACAACAUGAAGUUUGGGAACCCAAAGUAUGAAUCAAUGUUGAGUCACCUUCGUUUUUAUUUGCCAGAGAUCUAUCCAAAAUUGCACAAAAUCCUAUAUUUGGAUGAUGAUGUUGUGGUUCAGAAAGACUUAACUCCCCUAUGGAAAAUUGAUCUAGAUGGGAAAGUGAAUGGGGCUGUUGAGACCUGCUUUGGGUCUUUCCACCGCUUUGCCCGGUAUUUGAAUUUUUCGCAUCCUCUAAUUAGGGAGAGGUUCAAUCCUAAGGCUUGUGCUUGGGCUUAUGGGAUGAACAUAUUUGAUCUUGACGCUUGGAGGUUUGAGAAAUGCACAGAGCAGUACCAUAACUGGCAGAACUUGAAUGAAGAACGCACCUUAUGGAAGUUGGGUACUCUUCCGCCUGGCCUGAUCACCUUUUACUCAACAACAAAAUCAUUGGACAAAUCCUGGCAUGUGCUAGGGCUUGGCUACAAUCCCAGCAUUAGCAUGGAUGAGAUCAACAAUGCUGCAGUCAUCCAUUACAAUGGCAACAUGAAGCCUUGGCUUGACAUUGCUAUGAACCAAUAUAAGAAUCUUUGGACCAAGUAUGUGGACAAUGAUAUGGAGUUUGUGCAGAUGUGCAAUUUUGGCCUCUAACUGAAUAGCAGUACUGCUCCGUCGUUGAUCAGGUAACAUGAGAAAUGAGUGCCAGCAAGGGUCCAUAUUGUGUUAUCUUAUUCUUGCCAGUUCUAAUAUCUGUAUUAGUUAACCUGCAGUGAUAUAGUCGUUAUUUUUUAUUCAAUGGUGAAGUGCUACCCAACAUUUUUGGUUU